Molecule: messenger RNA, 1631 nt
Organism: Megalops cyprinoides (Indo-Pacific tarpon)
Lineage: Eukaryota; Metazoa; Chordata; Actinopteri; Elopiformes; Megalopidae
Product: CD48 antigen-like
Exons: 7
Coding region: 312-1316 (334 amino acids)
Source: RefSeq, a predicted model, not a curated record
AAAUAUUUUAUGACAAACACGCUUACAUACAUGUCUCUGUACUGCACCAGUUCCCACUAAUCCUGAAGUAAAUUAGUAUUUUAUAACGUCUCGCACGUACAAGAGGCGGAGCCCUGAGUCAAAGGAGAAGCGAGUGUUGGGACUGUUACUGUUUCGACUUCAGCUAGCUGCUUGUGGGAGGAUUUCGCCCUCGUCUUUACACCAACAUCCAGGCUCAACAACUGGCGGAAUUUCUGUUUAAUAUCUGGUUCGGGUGGAGCGAACCCAAACACUGGAUAUGCAGAUUAAUUACAGGAUAAUCUCCCGAUGAAAUGAUAAACGUCGAAGCUGACCGUUGUAUUCUUCUCUUCCUCUUCAUUGAUCUGCUGAGUGCUGUACAGAAUGUGACGACAGAGAAAAGGAGAGAGGGAGACACUGUCGCUCUGCACUCUAAUAUUACUGAACUACAGACUGGCUCUCAAGUACUGUGGUCAUUUGGACAGGCCCCUCCAUACACACCGAUAGCUCAGCUCUUCAGAGGAGAGAUUUUUACAGACUACGAUGAGAGACUCAGAGACAGACUGCAGCUGGACAGACAGACUGGAUCUCUCACCAUCAGCAACCUCAACACCAAUGACUCUGGAAUUUAUCAGUUACAGAUUAUAACUGGAAAACCAUUGUAUUGGUGGUUUCAUCUGUAUAUCUAUAUUACCGUGGGAACACCAGAUAUCACACAGAUCCCUCAGGCUCCAGUCUCUGAAACAACAAAUAGAAAAUCUCCACAGAGUCGUUCAAUGGUCACUCCAGCGGUCAGUAAGAGCUGCUCAGUGCUGUGCUCCGUGGAGAACGGGAGAGAGGUCACCCUGUCCUGGCAGACAGAGGGGGAGACACUGAACCACACCAGCAGCCCUGAUCUCAACACCCUCUUGUCUCUCCCUCUGGAGAUAGAAGAGUACAGCUCUACCUACAGCUGUGUGGCUGCAAACCCAGUCAGUCACACAGUAACCAAGCUCAACAUGAGGGAACUCUGUCCUCAUGUAGGUCCAGAUACAAUGACAAUGAGACCAGACCAGAGGAACAUUUACAUGUGGCCUAUAGUGGCGAUAUCUGCAGUGCUGACAGUGAUGAUAAUUGGAUCAGCCAUAGUCUUUAAAAAACAGCAGAAGAAUAGAAAAACAGGACAAGAAUAUGACAGGAACAGGGAUAAUGAUAGUCCUGAGAUUACUUAUGCGGAGGUCCAAGCACAACCAACACACACACAACUAUCGGGGGGCGCUCACAAUGGAACCUACUCAGAGACAGAGGACAGCACUGUGUAUGCAGCUGUUGUCACAUGACCUGGCAUUACCAAUGGGAAAGGUUCUGUACAGCGCUGAUGGGAUUGGGGUUUCAGAUGACACUUUUUCUGUUGUAUUCCUGUAUCCAUCUGAACGCAUCGGCACAGCUUAAAUAACUGCUUCAACUCAGUGUUUCUGCCAUUUAGCCUCAUUCAUUUCCACCUGCACAUCACUGCCCAGGGUUAUUCAGUCUGUUAACUCAUCUGAAAUUUCUGUGUUGUCUAAAUACAUUUGAGAACAGACUGUUUUGUUACUAUUUUAUUAGCUGGAUACAGCUGGGGGCCUUUCUCUGUAAAAGAGUUUCAUUUUCAUUUC